GUGUGUGUACCCUGCCCUAUUGGACAGGAGCAUGGAGAGGUCCAUAUAGCUCGGAUGGAGUCGAAGCACUGUGGCAUUUUUGGGAGUGUCUGGUGUUUGAGUUUGAGUGUGUGCUUGUUUGCAGAGCAGCCUGAAAAGGAGGGCAGGAAGCGCCCCCACCCGCAAACCAAGAGAUCCAAUAGGCUCUUACUGAAUACCAGGCUGAGUUAAAACUACUGCGGCACGUCUCUCUUUUUCAAAGACAGUUUCACGCACGCUCUCUCUCUCUCUCUCUCUCACACACACACACACACGCGCGCGCGCGCUCCUUCAGUCUCUCCCACCCCUCUCUCACUCUCUGACACUCUCCGCAGGAUCCGGACGGCUCCAUCAUGCGUCUCAGAGCAUCAGCGUCUCAGAGCUUCUCCGGGAAACUAAAGCGCGCACCCUUUUAAAGUGCGGGUUGAUUUCUUUCUCUUUUUUUGUUUUUGGAGAGGACGCGGAGAACCGCCAAGUGAAGCACAUGCGUGGAUGAUUUUAGUGGAUUUUUGAGUGCGUUUCUGAAACGCGGCGUCAUGUCUGCGAGAUAAGCGCGCCUCUCUUUCAGUGUGUGUGUGUCUGUGUGUGUGUGUGUGUGUGAGAGAGAGAGAGUGUGUGUGUGCGCGCGCGCGUGUGCGCGCCCGUGUAUGUGAUGUUACCUUGUGGAAGGUGUGCAACGGGAAAGACGCUGGCUGGACUCGACAUCUGCAAUUGAUCUGCCGUGUUUCUGGAGCACCAUGUCCCUGGAAUGAAUGGGAAAAAAAAUCCAAACAUGGAUAUAAUCUGGGAAAUACUGAUCAUUCUUCAAGCCAAUUUCAUCGUUUGUACAACAGCUCAGCCAGGUCCGCCCAAAAUUCACGAGGGAUGGUGGGCGUACAAAGAGGUCGUCCAAGGGAGCUUCGUUCCAGUUCCAUCCUUCUGGGGUCUUGUGAAUUCAGCGUGGAACCUGUGUUCGGUGGGAAAGAGACAGUCUCCAGUCAACAUUGAGACCAGCCAUAUGAUAUUUGACCCCUUCUUGACACCACUAAGACUGAACACUGGGGGCAGGAAGGUGGGAGGGACCAUGUACAACACCGGCCGCCACGUCUCGCUACGUCUGGACAAGGAGCAUUUGGUGAACAUCUCGGGUGGACCGAUGACGUACAGCCACCGACUGGAGGAAAUCAGGUUACACUUUGGCAGCGAAGACGGACAGGGCUCGGAGCAUCUCCUCAAUGGCCAGGCCUUCUCCGGGGAGGUACAACUGAUCCACUACAACCACGAGCUCUACACUAAUUAUACAGAAGCUGCGAAGAGUCCAAACGGCUUGGUGAUCGUGUCAAUAUUCAUGAAGAUAUCCGAGACUUCAAAUUCCUUUCUGAAUCGGAUGUUGAACAGAGAUACCAUCACUAGAAUAACCUAUAAGAAUGAUGCUUAUUUACUAUCUGGGCUAAACAUCGAGGAGGUGUAUCCCGAGACGUCGAGUUUCAUCACCUACGAAGGAUCAAUGACUAUCCCGCCAUGUUUUGAGACUGCGACAUGGAUUCUAAUGAACAAGCCAAUAUACGUCACAAAAAUGCAGAUGCACUCCAUGCGACUGCUCAGCCAGAACCAGCCUUCGCAGAUCUUCCUCAGCAUGAGUGAUAACGUGCGUCCGGUCCAGCCUCUGAACAACCGCUGCAUCCGCACCAACAUCAACUUCAGCAUGCAGGGCAAGGACUGUCCCAACAACAGGGCCCAGAAGCUGCAGUACCGAGGUCAGUGUGUUUACUUUUCUCCUGCGACGACUGCAAAACGCACGCGAAUCAAAGCCGACGUUCUCCGUUUGAGAACGUCAGACAUCUUAAAUGUGUCUUCUAAGCCUUAACGUCUUUUCACAUUUCAAACCUACAAUCGGUAGAACUUUAACAAACAGGGACGAUUCAUUUUCUCGAGCUGACGUGAGGUUCAAGAGGUCUCAUUAAUAUACCUUCUCACCCGAGGAGUGUGUCUCUUCCUCACUGGUUGUCUGCAGUCUAUUUUCCCUCCUACGUAGACAAAAUAUUUUCACUGAAACAAAUUAAAAAUCUCUUUUUUUUUCUUCUUCUUCUUCUUUUUUCAUUUACCCCCCGAAGUAAUGCACUCAGUGACUCCUCCAAUCCUGAUCACAGGAUUUCUUUUCUUCUUAUUCUUUUUUUUUUCUAUCCAAUUUGUUUGAGCUCUUUGAACUCCCCACCUGCAAGAGUAAAGAAAGAUUUCUUUUUUAAUUGCGUUCGGUGUUCAAACAUGUAAAUAUCACGCCGCUGAAGGAAAAGAAAACAUGUCUAAUUAGACGUGGUUAAGCAGCUGGUACUGUGGAAGUGUGCGCUUUUGUAAAACCGGCGAUCACAGUGUUGUUUAGCUCUUAUAACUCGUAAAAAAAAAAAAAAAAAGUCAACUUUAUUUGAAUUUAUUUUUUUUCUCAGGCAACAAUCACAUAUUUUAUAUAAUUGUUUUUUUUUUUCCUGACAGGCUGCAUUUUGAUGUUAAAUGAGUUGGGUAUUUUUAGCAUCGAAUGAGCAAGUGUAGAUAAUUAGCAUCUCAUUCUUAUAGCAUUGGGACUUUAAGUGCAUUCUACUAAUUGACUUAAAUACAUUUUUUUUUAAUCAUAAUUUCAGGGUAUAAUUUGGGUAACGGUGUUUUACGUUCAAAGUGACUUUGUCAGUCAGUAUCACAAUAUGAUAUGUACAACAGAGCUUACUUUUCUUCUUCUCAUGACCUUCAGGGAGUUAUCACUACGCAAUUUCCUGUUCAUGGAAUAUUCCAAAACGUUUCAUAGGGGUAAAAGUGUUCAGGAUGAUACCAUGAGCGUAAGUUUUUUAUAAAGGUUACCUGUGUUUACCUUUAUAGUAUAUAUCUGUAAACGUAACAGUGUAUAUGCUGAAUUCAAUUCGAAACGAAACUUUUCACUGUUUAAACGCACGGCUUUUAAACCUAUAUGUAUUCAUAGGUAAGCUGUGUGACUCAUGACUCAACUCACAUGGCUUACCUGUGAAUAAAUCCAGAUUUCAUGGCGCCUCAGCAGAGAAAAUGCGUCCAAACCGAGUUACCUGUUUCAGAUUGCAGUCGUUUCUAGCAGGUAUCUCACACCAGAUAUUCAUGGAAGACUGAGGGAUGUGAAGGGGUUUUUUUUUUUUUUUUUUUCCUUUUCUUUUUUGAAGUCAGAUCUUUGUUAUUAUAUUUCUUUUCUCCAAUACAGUGAAUGAAUGGCUGCUGAAAUAGACCGCUUUCAUGGAUGAGCCCAAAUAUUAAACAAGACACCGAGAGAGGGAGGAAAAAAAAAAGGAUGAAAGACAGCGGAGGAGCGAACGGACUCUAGACUGCAUCACAUUUGUCCUGCCAGAUAGUCAUGACAUUGUAAAGGGGGGAGAAAAAAAAAAAAAUAAUAAUAAUAAAUAAAAAAAUAAAUAAAUAAAUAAAUAAAUAAAUAAAUAACUUCAAUAAGAAGA
Molecule: messenger RNA, 3464 nt
Organism: Ictalurus furcatus (blue catfish)
Lineage: Eukaryota; Metazoa; Chordata; Actinopteri; Siluriformes; Ictaluridae
Gene: ca10a
Product: carbonic anhydrase Xa
Exons: 8
Coding region: 767-1864 (365 amino acids)
Molecular function (GO): zinc ion binding; carbonate dehydratase activity
Source: RefSeq, a predicted model, not a curated record